AUGACGAACCCCAAAGGUUAUCGCCGCGGUACGCGGUACAUGUUCGCCCGCAGGUUCAGGACGAAAGGUGUGACCAAGCUGUCCCGUUACAUGGCCAUCUACAAGCGUGGCGAUAUUGUUGACAUCAAGGGUGAUGGUGCAAUCCAGAAAGGUAUGCCUCACAAGUUCUACCAUGGGAAGACUGGUCGUGUGUUUAACGUGACCCCACACGCUGUUGGUGUCGAAGUCAAUAAACAAGUUGGCAACCGUAUCAUCCCCAAGAAGAUCAAUGUAAGGAUCGAACAUAUCAAGCAGAGCAACUGCAGACUUGACUUCUUGAAGCGACUCAAGCGGAAUGAAGCCCUGAAGCGGGACGCCAAGGAAAAGGGUAUCAGAGUCAGCACAAAGAGAGUGCCUGCCCAGCCCAGGAAAGCCCACUUUGUGAGCACCAAGCUAGUGAAGCCGGAGUUCUUGGCACCAAUCCCCUAUGAGAUCAUUGCCUAA
Molecule: messenger RNA, 483 nt
Organism: Candidula unifasciata
Lineage: Eukaryota; Metazoa; Mollusca; Gastropoda; Stylommatophora; Geomitridae
Source: the annotation of a GenBank genome assembly